CCGGAAGCGCUAGCGCGCCGGCGCGCCAGUGGCUGGGAGCUUUAGUCGGGGCUCUAGAGGUCGCGUAGAGCUGUGGCUGCUGCUGUGUUAGACGGCUCCCCAGCGCGAACAGCUGUCACCAUGUCGUCCGUGAGCCCCAUCCAGAUCCCCAGACGCCUCCCGCUGCUUCUCACCAACGAGGGCGUGCUCCUGCCCGGCUCCACCAUGCGCACCAGCGUAGACUCGGCCCGCAACCUGCAGCUGGUGCGGAGCCGCCUGCUUAAGGGCACUUCGCUGCAGAGUACCAUCCUGGGGGUGAUCCCCAAUACGCCCGACCCGGCCAGCGACGCGCAGGACCUGCCGCCGCUGCACAGGAUUGGGACGGCUGCCCUGGCGGUUCAGGUUGUAGGCAGUAACUGGCCCAAGCCUCACUAUACUUUGCUGAUUACAGGCCUGUGCCGUUUCCAGAUUGUACAGGUCUUAAAAGAGAAGCCAUAUCCUAUUGCUGAAGUGGAACAGUUGGACCGGCUUGAGGAAUUUCCCAACACCUGUAAAACUAGGGAGGAACUAGGAGAACUAUCAGAACAGUUUUACAAAUAUGCAGUACAAUUGGUUGAAAUGUUAGAUAUGUCUGUCCCUGCAGUUGCUAAAUUGAGACGCCUUUUAGAUAGCCUUCCAAGAGAAGCUUUACCAGAUAUUCUGACUUCAAUUAUCCGAACAAGCAACAAAGAGAAGCUUCAGAUUUUAGAUGCUGUGAGUCUAGAGGAACGGUUCAAGAUGACCAUACCGCUUCUUGUCAGACAAAUUGAAGGCCUGAAAUUGCUUCAGAAAACCAGAAAACACAAGCAAGAUGAUGAUAAGCGGGUUAUAGCAAUACGUCCUAUUAGGAGGAUUACACACAUCCCAGGAGCCUUAGAAGAUGAUGAUGAGGAUGAAGACAAUGAUGACAUUGUCAUGCUAGAGAGAAAAAUACGAACAUCCAGUAUGCCAGAGCAGGCCCAUAAGGUCUGUGUUAAAGAGAUAAAAAGACUCAAAAAAAUGCCUCAGUCAAUGCCAGAAUAUGCUCUGACUAGAAAUUAUUUAGAACUUAUGGUGGAACUUCCUUGGAACAAAAGUACAACUGACCGUCUGGAUAUUCGAGCUGCCCGGAUUCUUCUGGAUAAUGAUCAUUAUGCUAUGGAAAAACUGAAGAAGAGAGUGCUGGAAUACCUGGCUGUCAGACAGCUGAAGAACAACCUAAAGGGCCCCAUUCUUUGCUUUGUUGGCCCUCCCGGAGUUGGUAAAACAAGUGUGGGAAGAUCAGUGGCCAAAACUCUUGGUCGGGAGUUCCACAGGAUUGCACUUGGAGGAGUGUGUGAUCAGUCUGACAUUCGAGGACACAGGCGCACCUAUGUAGGCAGUAUGCCUGGUCGUAUAAUCAAUGGCUUGAAGACUGUUGGAGUUAACAAUCCAGUGUUCCUGUUAGAUGAGGUUGACAAACUAGGAAAAAGUCUACAGGGUGAUCCUGCAGCAGCUCUGCUUGAGGUGUUGGAUCCUGAACAAAACCAUAACUUCACAGAUCAUUAUCUAAAUGUGGCCUUUGACCUUUCCCAAGUUCUUUUUAUAGCUACUGCCAACACCACUGCAACUAUUCCACCUGCCUUGUUGGACAGAAUGGAAAUCAUUCAGGUUCCAGGGUAUACACAAGAGGAGAAGAUCGAGAUUGCCCACAGGCACUUGAUCCCAAAGCAACUGGAACAGCAUGGGUUGACUCCUCAGCAGAUUCAGAUCCCACAGGUUACUACUCUUGACAUCAUCACCAGGUAUACCAGAGAGGCAGGGGUUCGCUCUCUGGACAGGAAGUUUGGGGCUAUUUGCCGAGCUGUUGCUGUGAAGGUAGCAGAAGGACAACAUAAAGAAGCCAAGUUGGACCAUUCUGAUGUGGCUGAGGGAGAAGGUUGCAGAGAACACAUCUUAGAAGAUGCAAAACCUGAAUCUAUCAGCGAUACUCCGGACUUAGCCCUGCCACCUGAAAUGCCGAUUUUGAUUGAUUUCCAUGCUCUGAAAGACAUCCUUGGGCCCCCGAUGUAUGAAAUGGAGGUGUCCGAGCGGUUGAGUCAACCAGGAGUGGCAAUAGGUUUGGCUUGGACCCCCUUAGGUGGGGAAAUCAUGUUCGUGGAAGCAAGCCGAAUGGAUGGCGAAGGUCAGCUCACUCUGACCGGCCAGCUAGGGGACGUCAUGAAGGAGUCUGCCCAUCUUGCGAUCAGCUGGCUCCGCAGCAAUGCGAAGAAAUACCAUCUGACUAAUGCUUCUGGAAGUUUUGAUCUUCUUGACAACACAGACAUCCAUCUGCACUUCCCAGCUGGUGCUGUCACAAAAGAUGGACCAUCUGCUGGAGUUACCAUAGUAACCUGUCUCGCCUCGCUUUUUAGUGGGCGGCUGGUGCGUUCAGAUGUAGCCAUGACUGGAGAAAUCACACUGAGAGGUCUUGUUCUUCCAGUGGGUGGGAUUAAAGACAAAGUGCUGGCAGCACACAGAGCAGGACUGAAGCGAGUCAUUAUUCCUCAGAGGAACGAAAAAGAUCUUGAAGAAAUCCCGGGCAAUGUACGACAGGAUCUAAGUUUUGUCACAGCAAGCUGCCUGGAUGAAGUUCUUAAUGCAGCUUUUGAUGGGGGCUUUACUGUCAACACCAGACCUGGUCUCUUAAAUAGCAAAUUGUAGGCCCAAAUCCCAGCUUUUCAGAAUUUCAAGUUAUGAAGUGCCAAAAGGUACUGAAAAGUUCUUUGUUCAUGCUGGUAGAGGUAAGCAAAGUGUCCCUAAUUUGUGAACAUGAUCACAGCAGUAACAAAUCUCACUCAAGUGGUGGCUGGUGUCGAUUACAGAAAUGCUAAUUUAAUAAAGUAAUUGAUAAAAAUUGAA
Molecule: messenger RNA, 2877 nt
Organism: Mustela erminea (ermine)
Lineage: Eukaryota; Metazoa; Chordata; Mammalia; Carnivora; Mustelidae
Gene: LONP2
Product: lon peptidase 2, peroxisomal
Exons: 15
Coding region: 121-2679 (852 amino acids)
Biological process (GO): protein catabolic process; protein quality control for misfolded or incompletely synthesized proteins; protein targeting to peroxisome
Cellular component (GO): peroxisomal matrix
Molecular function (GO): ATP hydrolysis activity; ATP binding; ATP-dependent peptidase activity
Source: RefSeq, a predicted model, not a curated record